AUGAAUCAGCGAAGACAACACAGAAAACCGAAAAGUAAGCAUUUUGACUUACUCUCCAAAUGCGGCUUUAGAACUCCAUGGCCAUGGCGAAAUCUUCGUUAGCGAUGGAUUUGAUUCUUCUCCUUGUGCUUUUCACGUUCCUUGCUUGCUUAGCUCCUUCAGCUACAGCUUCUGCCAUCGAUCACCGAUUCAAUGUAGGAGAUCAUGUCCCCUUGUUCGUCAACAAAGUGGGACCUUUCAACAACCCCAGCGAGACCUAUCAAUACUAUGACCUACCAUUCUGCCGCCCAGAUCCUUUAAUUCAAAAGCAAGAAUCGAUUGGUGAAGUUUUGAAUGGUGAUCGUUUGACCAACACUUUGUAUGAGUUGAAUUUCCAGGAGGAAAAAACUUUCAAGACCCUUUGCCAGAAAAAGCUUAAAGUUGCUGAAAUUGCAAAGUUCAGAGAUGCUGUCAUUAAAGAUUUUUAUUUUCAGAUGUAUUAUGAUGACCUUCCUUUGUGGGCAUUCAUUGGCAAAGUGGAAGAGGAGAGCUGGACUCUUAGUGAAAAUGAGCCCAAGUAUUAUCUAUUCAAGCAUGUUCAGUUUGAUGUUUUCUUCCUUGGCAACCAAGUAAUAGAAAUUCAAGCAUUCAGUGAUCCAACUUAUGUUUUGGAUAUAACUGAAGAUGUUGAAACUGAUGUUGAGUUCACUUAUUCAGUGAACUGGCAUGAAACCUCUGCUUCAUUUGAGAGCAGGAUGAACAAAUAUUCAAAAGCUUCUUUAUUGCCAAUCCGUCAGAAAAUACAUUGGUUCUCAUUUGUUAACUCAAUUGUAAUCAUUGUUCUUUUGCUGGGAUUGCUUAGCUUACUUAUCAUGCGGCGUCUAAAGAAUGAUCUAAGAAAGUGCUCUGACGGUGAUGAAGAAGAAGAUAAGGAAGUUGGCUGGAAAUACAUUCAUGGUGAUGUGUUCAGAUGUCCUUCUAACAUGUCCUUGUUUUGUGCUGUCUUAGGCAAUGGUACCCACCUGCUCACCCUGCUUUGCAUCUUAUUCUUGCUGGCAACCUUUGGAGUCCUCUACCCCUACAACCGUGGAGCACUUUUCACUUCUCUCAUCUUGGUAUAUACUAUUUCGUCUGUGGUUGCUGGCUACUCUGCAGCUGCUUUCCAUAAUCAAUUUUCUGACACCAGAUGGGAAAGGAGUGUUCUUCUAACAGGGAUUCUCUACUUGGGCCCAUUGCUAGCUACUGUGUGCAUUGUUAAUGCAGUUGCUGUCGCUUAUGGGGUCACAGCUGCCCUUCCAUUUGGCACCAUUAUAGUGAUUCUUCUCAUAUAUAUGUUUCUUGCGAUACCAUUGCUUGUAUUGGGUGGGGUUAUUGGUUAUCAUUUCAGGUCUGAAUUUCAAGCACCUUGUGCUACCAAGCAAUAUCCAAGAGAGAUUCCACCAUUGGCUUGGUACAGGAAAACACCUUGUCAAAUGUUUAUUGGGGGUCUCUUACCCUUCAGUGCAAUUCUUGUCCAGUUACACCACUUGUAUGCAAGCAUAUGGGGCUACAAAAUAUACACUCUUCCUAGCAUUUUAUUUGUCACCUUUGUCAUCCUUGUUAUACUAACUGCAAUUUUAAGUGUUGGUUUGACAUACAUUCAGCUAUCUGUUGAAGACCAUGAAUGGUGGUGGAGAUCUGUAUUAUGUGGAGGCUCAACGGCAAUUUUCAUGUUUGGUUAUGGCAUUUACUUCUAUCUCAGAUCAAAUAUGGACGGUUUGAUGCAGCUGUUCUUCUUUAUUGGUUACAGUGCUUGCAUUUCUUAUGCGUUCUUCUUGAUGCUUGGUACAAUUAGCUUUCGUGCUUCAUUGAUGUUUGUUCGCUAUGUAUACCGUGCUGUUAAAAGUGAAUGAAUGAUUCCAGCAAUAAUGCCUGAUCUAUAUGUCAUCCCUACCCGACAAGGCAUGGAGAGGAGCAGAAGAGUCAUUUAAAUUUGUAUUAUUGAUUUUCUUCUGUCAUUUGAAAAUUCUGAGUUAUGAGAAAAAACUGAGGCAAUCAUUAUGAACUGAGAACCCUCCGAGAUUUACAUGUUAUAGAUGUCUAAUAUGUUGAUGCU
Messenger RNA from Ziziphus jujuba (common jujube), 2074 nucleotides. Its product is annotated as transmembrane 9 superfamily member 5. The transcript is spliced from 7 exons. The record is from RefSeq and is a predicted model, not a curated record. The coding region runs from base 78 to 1871 and encodes 597 amino acids. Gene Ontology annotation, biological process: protein localization to membrane. Lineage: Eukaryota; Viridiplantae; Streptophyta; Magnoliopsida; Rosales; Rhamnaceae. Gene Ontology annotation, cellular component: membrane.